AUGGCAAACACGGCACUCCCCUCAGAUUUUCAUACAGUGAAGGACUAUGCAUUCGACACGGGUGCUUAUGGAAUGAAAAUCACAACCAGCCACCCUGACGCCCAAGUGUGGUUCAACCGGGGUCUAGUUUGGACGUAUGCCUUCACCCACGCCGAGGCAACCUUGUGCUUUCAACGGGCCAUCAAGCUCGAUGAAUCUUGUGCAAUGGCCCACUGGGGUCUGGCUCUGGCGCUUGGUCCUAACUAUAAUCAACCAUGGGAAGCUCUGCGGAAAGAUCUCCCGGACAUCGUGCGGCGUACUUACGAGGCAUCUCGUCGAGCACUGGCGCUCACCACUGACCGGUCGCCGGUGGAAAAAGCUUUGAUCACUGCACUUCAGUCUCGCUACCAGAGCGACGAACCGGCUCCGAUAGAGCAGUAUCACAAGCAAAACCAAGCCUAUUGUGACGCCAUGGGAGCUGUGUAUCAGCGAUUCGGAGACGAUCUGGACGUGGCUACUCUAUACGCCGAUGCUCUUAUGAUUCUGACACCGUGGAAAUUGUGGAACCUAGUUACAGGGAAGCCUAACCCGGGAACAAGAACUUUGGAGGCGAAGGCCGUCCUGGAGAAAGCGCUGGCGCAUGAUGCUGCGAAGCGCCACCCUGGCCUGCUACAUCACUACAUUCACCUGAUGGAGAUGUCACCCACACCGGAGCUUGCUUUGAUUCAAGCGGACCAUCUGCGUACACUUGUGCCAGACUCGGGUCAUCUGUGCCAUAUGCCAUCUCACCUGGAUUUCCUGGUUGGAGACUAUCGAGCAGCAAUCAGCAGCAAUACGCAAGCCACCAUCGCGGACGAGAAAUUCAUGCAUCACCGCGGAACCAAAGGGUUCUAUACACUUUACCGCAUGCAUGACUAUCACACGCUGAUCUACGCUGCCAUGUUCGCGGGUCGAAAGGGCAUCGCCAUGGAUACGGUGAAUCGCAUGGAAAGCACGCUGCCUUUGGAGAUGCUGAAAGCCAUGCCCGAUUAUUGUGAGGUCUUCAUGUCAGUGCGAUCGCACGUCAUGGUUCGCUUUGGUAUGUGGACGGAGAUCAUCGAUUACCCACUUCCUGAGGACCCAGAGCUCUUUUGCGUCACCACCGCACUAGCACACUAUGCCAAGGGUGUCGCGUAUGCAGCGACGGGAGAUGUUCCUAAUGCGAUGAAGCAAAAGGAACUCUACGAAGAGGCCGCGAAGCGAAUUCCAGAUAGUCGGCUUGAUUUUCCAAACAAAUGCAUUGACAUUGUGGGGAUUGCCUCCGCGAUGUUGGAUGGUGAGAUCGAAUACCGUCGCCGCAAUUACGCCGAAGCUUUUGACCAUCUCCGCCGCGCCGUACAGUUGGACGAUGAGCUGGGUUACAGCGAACCGUGGAGUUGGAUGCAGCCUGCGCGCCAUGCCUAUGCCGCUUUGCUGUUGGAGCAGAAUCAUGUGGAAGAGUCUGCUGCCGUGUACCGCGCCGAUCUGGGUCUGGAUGAGUCGGUCAUUCGAGCUCGCCGUCACCCCAACAAUGUCUGGGCAUUGCAGGGCUAUCACGAAUGUCUGGUUCGGCUGGGACGGGAUGCUGAAGCAAAUAUCAUCAGACCCCAACUGACAGUUGCACUUGCAUUGGCUGAUGUGCCGAUUCAAUCGUCCUGCUUUUGUCGCACGGACAAUGAGCAAGCUGCAGACGCUGAGAAGAGCUGCUCCAACAAUAAAUGCAAGAUGUGA
Messenger RNA from Penicillium diatomitis, 1728 nucleotides. Its product is annotated as tetratricopeptide repeat protein. NCBI's taxonomy places the organism in Eukaryota, Fungi, Ascomycota, Eurotiomycetes, Eurotiales, Aspergillaceae. The record is from RefSeq and is a predicted model, not a curated record. Gene Ontology annotation, cellular component: intracellular anatomical structure. The transcript has a single exon. Gene Ontology annotation, molecular function: protein binding. The coding region runs from base 1 to 1728 and encodes 575 amino acids.